AAAAAAAGUACUGCCUUAUGACUCUUGUCUUGACAUAAGGUGUGUUCCGACUUCCGCUCGCGAUUUCCCGCUUCAUCUUGGCUAAUAAUGGCCCUCCAAGAUGAUCAAGCCUGCAGGGAGUCGGGGGAAGAAAUGAGCCUCUUGAGCGUCCCCGUCGUCCGGUCCGCUUCUGGAGGCGCCGCCCUCAACCGCGCGCUCUUCUCCAAGAAGAUAGGCCUCGCGGCGGCGACGGUGAAGGAUGCGAAGAACAUUGGAAAGUACCGCCAGGCCCUCCAAAGUGGUGGGGAGAUAUUGCGCGCGGAGCGCUUGUCGGCCGUCGCGCCCGAUCCCGACAAGGACCUUGCCGCUCGGGGGCGAAAGUGUCUCCUUUUGAGGCCCGGAAUCAGAGCUGAUGACUCGGGAACCUGGGGGCCGGUUCUCAAGGAGGGAGUACAAAAGGAGGACCUAGGAGUUGUCCCUUACGAACUCGCGCUUGACUAUGACUACUGGACCUAUUACGAUGUCAUGGCCUCCAUCUUACCAGAGGAGUUUCAUGACGAUAUUCCCAAUGGUUUCAACACGGUCGGCCACGUAGCGCAUCUCAAUCUCCGGGACCGCUUUCGUCCCUAUAAAAAGCUGGUAGGGGAGGUGCUUGUGGACAAGAACCCCCAGAUACGGACGGUAAUAAACAAGAUCGAUAAUGUCGGCACGGAAUCCGAGUAUCGGACGUUCGAGUACGAGGUCCUAGCGGGCCCAGAUGACUUGGACGUCGAGGUCAUGGAAGGUGGUUGUGUGUUCAGGUUUAAUUACGCCAAGGUCUAUUGGAACAGCAAGCUCGAGACGGAACACCGGAGGAUCAUCAACCUCUUCAAGCCCGGAGAAGUCGUAUGCGAUGUCAUGGCAGGCAUUGGGCCCUUCGCGGUCCCGGCAGGGAAAAACGGAGUGUUCGUCUGGGCGAACGACAAGAACCCAGAAAGCCACUUCUAUCUCAAAAAAGCGAUCGAGGCUAACAAGGUUUCGCAAUUCGUCCGACCCUUUAACGAAGAUGGCCGAACGUUCAUCAGGGACGCCGCGGAUGCCGUCCUCGAGGCCUCACGCAAUGGUGAAGGUGCAGUGCUACCCCCCAAGCGCAGCCCAAGAAUGGCACUACCCGUGGCCCCUGAGCCGAGGCGGGUGCCACUCCCACCGACGAUCUCUCACUUCGUCAUGAAUCUCCCGGCCUCAGCCAUUACCUUCCUGGGGAGUUUUAAGGGAGUGUAUUCGGGCAGUGAGGCUCUGUUCGCCCCGAAGACGGGGACGAAACCCCCCCUGGUCCACGUGCACUGCUUCGCCUUGAAAAGCGACGACAGCGUGCCGCUGAUCGAUAUUUGUGAGAGGAUAUCGAAGGAGAUAGGGGUAACAAUGAAGCCCGGAGACCCGGAGGUCGAGGGUGAGGUGGGCAUACACGAUGUCCGGGACGUCGCCCCAGCGAAGCGUAUGUUCUGCGCUACAUUCCGGUUGCCCGCCGAGGUCGCGUUUGCUCCGAGGGAAUGAGCAAAUCGGCGUGCUCUGGGUUUACAUUGCAGUCAGGAGGAAUAAUGUGAUCCUCUCCAGACGUGGCCUUUUCCGGAAACGAACCCCCGCAAAUCAAGCAAUGGGGGUGGCUUCAGUCAAGAAUGCAUCUGUCAACAAGUAGCUGCAGGCAAUGUCCGCAUUGCCGUAUGUGCCGCUUGUCCGGGGGGACUUGUCGUCCGUCGACCGGAUAAGUCUCCGGAAGCCGCGGAAGCUGGCAAGACCUAUUGAGAGACAUGCAAAUCACCGUUAGAUUGACAAUGGCAGUGAAUUGACCCCCGCGCAACUUAAAACCCACGCCCCUUGCAGCCCACUGGCACUGGCACUGGCACUGGCACUGGCACUGGCCAGGCUCCUUGGAUGCGCCACGACAUUCUUACACAAAUAUGGUCGAUGUGCUGCG
Molecule: messenger RNA, 1933 nt
Organism: Phialemonium atrogriseum
Lineage: Eukaryota; Fungi; Ascomycota; Sordariomycetes; Cephalothecales; Cephalothecaceae
Product: Met-10+ like-protein-domain-containing protein
Exons: 5
Coding region: 88-1512 (474 amino acids)
Biological process (GO): mitochondrial tRNA methylation; tRNA N1-guanine methylation
Cellular component (GO): cytoplasm; mitochondrial matrix
Molecular function (GO): tRNA (guanine(37)-N1)-methyltransferase activity
Source: RefSeq, a predicted model, not a curated record